UGUAACGCAGCUCAUAUACCACCCAUGUGAAGUGACUUCAUGGAUAAUAUCUGUUCAAAAUCUUAAAUCAUGGAAAAUAUCACGGAUGGGAAAUGGGAAAGUUUACCCGUGAAACUUCACGACAGCAUAUCACAGACUCUUAAAGAGCUGAAGUUUACAUACAUGACACCGGUCCAGUCCGCCUGCAUCCCUUUGUUCAUGAGAAAUAAAGAUGUUGCUGCUGAGGCUGUUACUGGGAGUGGAAAGACUCUUGCCUUUGUGAUUCCUGUUUUAGAAAUCCUUUUAAAGCGAGAAGAGAAGUUGAGAAAGAUGCAGGUCGGUGCUCUGAUCAUAACACCCACCCGUGAGCUCGCCCUGCAGAUUACUGAAGUGAUGGGGCGAUUUCUGGAGAAAUUCCCUCAGUUUAGACAGAUUCUUUUAAUCGGCGGCAGUAACCCCAUCGAAGAUGUCGAAAAGUUUAAAAACCAGGGAGCCAAUAUCGUGGUUGCCACUCCUGGCCGUUUGGAGGACAUGUUCAGGAGGAAGGCUGAUGGCCUGGAUCUGGCCACGGCCGUGAAGUCUCUGGAUGUGUUAGUGUUGGAUGAGGCGGAUAGAUUGUUGGACAUGGGCUUUGAAAUGAGUUUGAACACUAUUCUGGAGUAUUUGCCCAAGCAGCGACGCACUGGGCUUUUCUCUGCCACACAGACGCAAGAGCUGGAGAAGUUAGUGAGGGCUGGUCUGAGAAAUCCCGUUCGUGUCACAGUGAAGGAGAAAGGCGUUGCAGAAUCAAGUGUGCAGAAAACCCCAGCGAGGCUCAGUAACUAUUAUACAGUUUGUCGAGCGGAGGAGAAGUUCAACAAUCUGGUGGCGUUUCUCAGGCAGCACAAACACGAGAAGCUGCUUGUGUUUUUCAGCACCUGCGCAUGCGUGGAGUAUUUCGGGAAAGCCCUGGAGGUCUUAAUCAAGGGUGUCGCCGUCCGCUGCAUCCACGGCAAGAUGAAGGAGAAACGGAACAAGAUCUUCGCAGGUUUCCGGGAGCUGAAGAGCGGGAUUCUCGUGUGCACAGACGUCAUGGCGAGAGGCAUCGACAUCCCAGAAGUCAACUGGGUUCUGCAGUGCGACCCACCGAGCUGCGCAAGUUCGUUUGUGCAUCGGUGUGGGCGGACUGCUCGUAUUGGAAACCAUGGCAACGCACUUGUCUUCCUUCUACCAAUGGAAGAGUCGUACGUUAAUUUCCUCUCCAUCAACCAGAAGUGUCCUCUGCAGCAGUUUCCUCCAGUGAAAGAUGUGGUCGAUGUUCUGCCUAAACUGAAGACGUUGGCUUUAGGGGAUCGAGCGGUGUAUGAGAAAGGAAUGAAAGCUUUUGUUUCGUAUGUCCAAGCGUAUGCCAAACAUGAGUGUAGCCUGAUAUUUCGCAUGAAAGAUCUGGAUUUUGCUACGCUGGCUCGUGGCUUUGCUCUCCUCCGACUGCCCAAAAUGCCUGAGCUAAGAGGAAAAACCUUUCCUAACUUCACCGAGGAGAGCAUCGAUACAGACACCAUCCGAUUUAAAGACAAAAACAGAGAGAAACAGAGACAGAAGAUGUUAGCACAGCAAAAAAUCGACGAGAAAGACCAAGUGUUGAGGAAGAACUUUGUGAAGAAAAAUGCCUGGUCCAAACAGAAUGACAAAAAGGUCAAAAAGAAGAAGAUGGCUGCCAAAAGAAAACGAGAUGAGGGAUCCGAUGUUGACGACGAGGACAUCAAGGAACUUUUAAAGGACGCACGUUUGCUGAAGAAGCUGAAGAAGGGGAAAAUCAGUGAGGAAGAUUUUGAAAAACACAUGAACACAGCAGAAACCUCGAAACACAGGCGGGCGGCUGCCACUCAUGCGGACAGUCCUAAUGACGAUGGAGAAUGAGCUGCGAUCGGCUGUUAAGUUUGAACUGUUUCUGAAGACUUCAUACACGUGACAAACUUGGAAGAUAACCUGUAUCAGCAAUGUUAAUAUGUUUUCUAUAUACUGUACAAGGACAAUGUACUCUUCACAAAUAUCAGAUAUGUGCUUUAUAAAAUAAAAAAAUUAUCAUUUGUGGAAAUAAA
Molecule: messenger RNA, 2060 nt
Organism: Triplophysa dalaica
Lineage: Eukaryota; Metazoa; Chordata; Actinopteri; Cypriniformes; Nemacheilidae
Gene: ddx55
Product: DEAD (Asp-Glu-Ala-Asp) box polypeptide 55
Exons: 14
Coding region: 70-1878 (602 amino acids)
Cellular component (GO): nucleolus
Molecular function (GO): nucleic acid binding; ATP binding
Source: RefSeq, a predicted model, not a curated record